AUUGGUGCUGAAAUUUUGACAGUUGAUGGCCAAGUACCUCAACAAAUCACUGAAGAUGAACCUGAAACUACUGAAUGUCCCAGUGAAGACAAAAGUAUACCAAAAGAAGGAAGUGACCAGAAAACAUUGGAGAAAGUUGAGUAUGAAAGUUGGUUUGCUGGCAUAGUCCCAGAGACACCUGAUGUGAAGACGAAAGCUGUUUCCGAUGUUGCAGUGGAUCAACAGGUGACUAGUAAUGAAAUUUUAGAAGAGAUAUCAGAGGAAUCUGUUUCAGCAAAUCAAGCAGCUAGCUGGUUUGACGAAACUAUUGACAUGGAAUCAAGUCAAGAAAAAUCAGAUGCAGAAGGUAUACAAGAGGUGAUGAUGUUUAAAGAUUUCACAGGAAAGAAGAAUCUUGAACCAGUCUUGGAGGGAGAAUUAGACGAUGCUGCAUCUAAAAUGGCUCAAACAUCACAGGAGUCUGAGAGAGUUCCAGAAUAUGAAUUAUGUAAAUCUCCACAACAGUCAUCUGAAAAGGAUACUACAUUAUAUGAUAUUGCUGGAGAUGCAACUUUGGAUUUGUUUACAUUCCACAGUGACUCUUCCAAAGGUGAAACUGAUGUUUUGACAUCUUCCAUUGAAUCACGAGAGGAAGACACUGCUUCCACAUACCUUGAGGAGUCUGUAUCAAAGAUGGAAACGAGGUCUGAAGCAACUGAUGAUGAUGUGGAUUGUUUUGCUGAUGAAAUGUCCCCAGUAGCAGCAUUAGAACAGCUUUCUGUGGAUGAUGUUGACAACCUCAUAGUUAACCCAGAGUCAUCAGAAAUAGCAUCACAUAUCCACGUUGAUGAGAAACCUGCUGAAUGGGCUAUUUCUUCACCAGGACAACUCUACAGAUCCAUGGUCCUUGAAACAUUGGGCAAUUCUGAGUCUGAGACUGGAGAGGAUGCAUCUGAUCAAGAUCACAGCGGGGUCAGAGAUGAAGCCUUGCAACCAUCUCCUCAUAUUGAUCGUGAAAGGUUCCUUCAAGCCAUUGAAAGUGUUAAUGCACAGUCUCUUCAGCCACUCUCGGUUGCUGUGGAGAAUGAUGAGACUCAUGUACACUCGCCAAUAUCUUCUAUUCCUGAAGAACACUCAACUGAAAAAGAAGAUGAUGUUGAAACGACAGUGAAAGAAGUUAAUGACAAUUUAUUUGGUCCUGACUAUGACUCCUUUGAAGAAAGCGAUGACCAACAGGGAACACUUGAGGCUGUGCCACAUCAAGAUGACGAUAAUGACAGUUUAAUUGAAACAGAAAUGGAGGAGUUUGAAACUGAGAGUCCCCCCUGUGAGGAAGAGGAGGAAAUGAUGACGAAAAUGUCAGAUGUGCCAGUUCCAAUGGUGCGAGAAACUGAACAUGAUGGACAACUGAAUGAAGACAAUGCUACAUUUAUGGACAUCGAUGGCAUGAAGGUACAGCUAGAUGGUAUCUUGGAUGAUGAAACUGUCUUACCAUCUGAUGAAAUGUAUACUCAGGAUAUUGUAGAUGAAACUGAAGACUCACCAGUUGUCCAACCAGUAAGAUUUCUUGCAUACAGAUCAAUUAGUGAGGAUGCCAGUGAUGAGUUGGCUGUUCAGGAAGAUGUGACUUUGAUUUCUCACAGGGUUGUUGAAGACACUCAUCAAACUACUGCCUAUGAUGAAUUCAAUCUCCCAGGAGGACAAAUCAUUCCAGCUGAAUUUUUGGAGGAGCUCCAUUCAGUUGAUGACUUCAGGAAGGAAAGUGAUAUUCAUGUUGUUGAUGAUAUAUCUAAUGCAGACAAUCCUGAUCAAAAGGCUCUUGUGGACACUGGUUCAGUUGAAAGCAAUAUUGAAGAAGAAUUCAAUGAUGCUCAACUUGAGAUCACGCCUGAUAGUCACAAUGAUGAUGACAGUACUGAUGCUUCAAACCAGCUUCGUCUCGACUCUGAAACCUCUGAUGCUGAUACUUCUUCAUUGAAAAGACACGAUUCUGAGUCUUCACACUAUGUGACCGUAGAUGAAGACUUCCCUGAUUCUGAUUUGACAGAGAGUGAUUCAGCUGCUAAUACUGAACAGGAUUCAGAUGCAGAAGAGUCAGAUGAUGCUGAGGAAUCAGAAGAAGAGUCUGGGGAAGAAGGAGAGGAAUCUGAUGAGGUCACUGAGGAAGCCGCCAGUGAGGAAGAAGAUGAUGAGAGUGAUGCAGAAACUUCAGAUGUGCAAGGAUCCGAUGCAGUGGAUUCAGAAGUGGCAGAUUCUGAAGCAACAGAAUCAGAAAUAGCAGAAUCUGACAUAGCUGCAUCUGAUGCCACCUCAGCUGUUUCAGGAGAUGAGUCUGAUGGUGAAGAAAGUGACGAAUCUGAGGAGGAAGAUGACGAGGAAGGCACAGACAGUUAUGAUGAACCAGAAGAAGAUGCAGAUGAUGUUACACAAAGUGAUACAGAUGAACAGACGCGAGAACAAAUUGUGGAAACCUCAGAAUUGGCAACUUCAGAAGGAGUUGCUCAUGAAAACAUUUCAGUGUCUGAGGGUGAAGAUCUGAGUAAUGUUACUGAGGCACAGUUUAUGACAGAACUUCAACGGCAGAGAUCAUUAGAUGACACUGUGAAGGUUGCUGAUGUUGUUGAAGUGUGUCCUUCUGAUGCUUCAUCACAAGUUUCCAAACCUGACCCUGUUGAAGCCCCUGAAGAAGUUCCAACUGAAGGCCUUGUGGAAGAAGAGUCCAUGGAAGAUGCGAGUGUCGAUAUGUGUCAAGGAGAGUCACUGAGGAUAGACGACACAGAGGAAGAGGAAGACACAGAAGCUUUAUUAAUCCAGGAUAGAGAGAGGGAAAGGGAGAGAGAAGAGAGAGAAAGAAAAGGAGAUCACGGGAGAGAGAAGAUGCAGGGCCUGAAGAGGAACUAGCACGUCACA
Molecule: messenger RNA, 2889 nt
Organism: Haliotis rubra (blacklip abalone)
Lineage: Eukaryota; Metazoa; Mollusca; Gastropoda; Lepetellida; Haliotidae
Product: surface protein-like
Exons: 2
Coding region: 313-2880 (855 amino acids)
Source: RefSeq, a predicted model, not a curated record